Molecule: messenger RNA, 3618 nt
Organism: Tuber aestivum (summer truffle)
Lineage: Eukaryota; Fungi; Ascomycota; Pezizomycetes; Pezizales; Tuberaceae
Source: the annotation of a GenBank genome assembly
ACUCACCACAAAAGCGAAUGCCAGCUUUUACUCGUCUCCCACCGCUAAAAAAAUACAGAGCCAUCAUAGCUACACUUUUGCGCUUUCCCGCUUGGACUUGCAGCAAGAAAAGAAAUGGCAGACGCCUUCUCCGUGGCUGCCAGCGGCUUGGCUCUCAUUCAACUCAGUGCUAAGGUUUGCGAGCUUUGCUAUUACUACUACGACGCGGUCAAGGGGAGCCAACAAGAUUUCAAGAAACUGGGGGACGAGAUUAAAAGCAUCCAUCAACAGCUCGAGGAAAUCCGAAUCCUUGCCGCCGGAGACGAUGAAAGCAACCCACAAUACCCUAGCCUUCUGGAAUGGACAAAAAACGAGAGUUUAAAAGAUUAUAAGGCGGCCUUGGAGGAGCUGAAGGAAAGGUUAGAUGUCCCGGGAUGGAGGAAAUCCUCAAGAAAGCUUCUUUGGCCUUUUCGCAAACCCAAAAUGGAGUGUUACCUGAGCUUGGUUGAAGAGCAGAGGUUGAAACUUCAACUAUUAUUGACUACAGCCACAACGUAGGUUAUUUAUUCUUCUGCCCACCGGGAAUCUACCUUCUCCACUUCCUUUUUGCUUCGCGGCAAGGCUAACUAGUAGUUUAGGAAGACUGUAACAAAGGUGUUGCGGAAACUAGAUGGUACUUGGUCACAUUGCCCCUAACCCUGCCAAUGAUUUUCAUUACUAAUAUCAGAUAUUUCUAAAAUCGCAGAGAGAGAAUUGCAGAAAGUACGGAAAUGGCUUAACGUUGUUGAUCCUGGUGCCAAUUUUUCAUCCGCCCUUGCUCUUCGUGAACCUGGUACGGGAAGUUGGCUGCUCAGGGGCCAUGAGUACAUUGAUUGGAAGGAAGGUAGAGGAGGAGUUCUCUGGCUUCAUGGAAUACGUGGGUGCACGGACGAGUGAAAUCCUAUGUUUGAAGAACGUCACUAACGUAUGCAUCUCGUAGCCGGAUGUGGCAAGAGCGUCCUAAGGUAAGAAUUUAAUCGGGUAUCCGGAGCCCCAAUAUUAUUUCCUGCUUGCUAACUCACUCCUUAGCGCUACUGCCAUUGAAGAUGUUAAAAAUCUGUGCGACACGAACGAUGAUUACGCAUUGGCCUAUUUCUAUUUUACCUUCAGCGACUCUGAGAAGCAGAACCUGCUCAAUAUGCUUCUGUCUAUUGUUGGCCAGCUACUGGAAGGGAUUUCGGACCGUGGCUUCCCCGAUGAGGUUAUGAAUCUGUAUCAGAAUUCCAAGGAAAUUGGAAAGUCAACAGAUAUCAAGGCCCUAAAAUAUGCGUUUUCGCAGAUGAUAAGACUCUCCAAAAGGACCUUUAUCAUCUUCGAUGCCUUGGAUGAAUUCGCAAGGGACACACGCGAGGGUCUCCUAUCUUGGAUCAGGGAGCUUACGGUUGACCAUAGUGCGGGAUCACUUUCCAUUCUCGUCACCAGCCGUCCCGAGGCCGAUAUAGUGAGAUCCCUGGAACCACUUGCCACUUUUGCGAUAUCUCUACAAUCCGAAACUAUCAAUCCGGACAUCCGGGCUUUUAUACAGAACUCCCUAGACUACAAGGACAGCUUCAAGAAAUUUACCGAAGAGAUUAAGGGCGAGAUAGAGGACACGCUCAUUGCUCACUCGCAGGGAAUGUAUGAUAUACUCGACUCCUGAAUUUCCAACUUACGCUUACAUAAGGUUGGAUAUAUUAGGUUCCGAUGGGUGGUUUGUCUUUUACGGACUCUAGAAGAUUGCAUUGCGCCAAAAGAUGUGAGAGCUGCAUUGAAGAAACUCCCGAAAGACUUGGAUUCUGUCUACUCGAGGAUCCUGGAGGGCAUCCCUGAGGCACAGAGGGAAUACAUGCAGCGAGUGAUGCAUUGGCUCACAUUUUCGGCUGAACCUUUGACAUUGGGCCAGCUUGCGGAGGCUGCCCAGAUCGAAUAUGUCGUCGAUAAAUAUGGCGAGGAUUCUGAACCACUUUUUGAUAAUAAGUCCCUCGUGAGCAUUUGCCCAAGCCUUAUUUGCUUCGAAGACUCCAGGGACGAUAAAUCCCACCCCCGGGAAAGCUGCCGAUUACGACUAGCGCAUUUCUCGGUAAAGGAAUAUUUGAUCUCCGACAGGGCAUCUCAGGGCCCCAGUGCCUACUACCAUAUUUCGGAGGAUAAAGCCAACUUACUGAUGGGCCAUGCCUGUCUUAGCCGAAUACUGCGACAUAGUGAGCAAGGUACGAUACGCGGGAACAGAGUCGAAGAAACAUCGUUUCUCUACCAUAGCGCUCGCUAUUGGUUCGUGUAUUUUCGAUCUAUCGAGGUUACGGCACCCCUCCCACUCUCCAAUGCCGCGUUGAAGGUCCUCAAGCUUGGCCGAGGCUGGCUAGAUAUAUAUGACCCAGAUCGUCCCUGGCGGCGCGAAUUCCAGGAUUCCGGGGAUUACCCACCAGCAAUAUACUAUUCCUCCUUGAUAAAUUUAGUGAUGGCCUGCGAAUUACUAGUCAAUAGAAGGGAGGAUGUAGUAACUUUGAAUUACCAGGGCGGCUGUUAUGGCAAUGCACUGCAAGCGGCAGCAACACAGGGGAACGAAUCGGUUGUGCGGCUUCUCCUUGAGAAUGGGGCGGAGGUGAAUGCUCAGGGUGGCCGUUAUGGAAAUGCACUACAAGCGGCCGUAACGCAGGGGAACGAAUCGGUUGUGCGGCUUCUCCUAGAGCGUGGGGCGCAGGUGAAUGCUCAGGGGGGGCAUUACGGCAAUGCACUACAAGCUGCUGUAACGCAGGGAAACGAACCGGUUGUGCAGGUCCUCCUCAAGUGCGGGGCAGAGGUGAAUGCUCCCAGUGCCGAAUAUGGCGAUCCACUGCAAGCAGCUGCAUUUCAGGGAAACGAAUCUGUUGUGCGACUUCUCCUCGAGCAUGGGGCAGAGGCGGAUAUUCAGGGUGGCCAUUAUGGCAACGCACUACAAGCAGCUGCAUAUAGGGGGAACGAAUCGGUUAUACAGCUUCUCCUCGAGUGUGGAGCGGAGGUGAACGCUCAGGGCGGCCGGUAUGACAAUGCACUCCAAGCAGCUGCAUAUCGCGGGAACGGAUCGGUUGUGCAGCUUCUCCUCGAGCGCGGGGCAGAGCCGAAUAUUCAGGGCGGCUAUUUCGGCAAUGCUCUACAGGUAGCCGCGGCAGAUGGAAAUGUAUCGGUUGUGCAGCUUCUCCUCGAACGAGGGGCAGAGGUUAAUUCUCAGGGUGGCCAUUAUGGCAACGCACUACAAGCAGCUGCAGUGAGGGGGAAUGAACCAGUUGUGCGGCUUCUCCUCGAGCAUGGGGCAGAUGUGAAUGCUCCAGGUGGCUAUUAUGUCAAUGCAAUACAAGCAGCUGCAAGGGGAGGGAAUGAACCAGUUGUGCGACUUCUCCUCGAGCGUGGCGCUGAGGUGAAUGCUCAUGGUGGCGAUUAUUGCAAUGCACUAAAAGCAGCUAAAACAUUACGACAUGAAUCGAUGGCGCGGCUUCUCCUCACACACGGGGCAUAUCCCAAUGCUAUGACUUCGACAACAUAAUAUACGCAGUACAACCAGCUAGGGGGCUUUUAAUUGUUCAACUACUAGAUCAUUAUAAUCCUCGGGUAGCUGGUAAUUCUUGAUGCUCUGCCUUUCCUAUC